Sander lucioperca (pikeperch) is the source of this 3508-nucleotide messenger RNA. It is a transcript of the gene memo1, whose product is annotated as mediator of cell motility 1. The coding region runs from base 402 to 1295 and encodes 297 amino acids. The transcript is spliced from 9 exons. The record is from RefSeq and is a predicted model, not a curated record. Lineage: Eukaryota; Metazoa; Chordata; Actinopteri; Perciformes; Percidae.
CGCCCCUUACCUGGCUCGCUCGAGUCGACGGACAAACCAGUAAUCCUCUGAUUCCGACUGUGACAGCGGUUGUUGCUGUAAUUGCUCUUCUGACUGUACGAUAUCGGCACAUUACAAAGAUUUUGUGCCUUUCUAAAUUUGCAUGAUAAUUACACCAGACUGACGUUUGCUGCUCUCUCCGGCUUACUUAUUAACCGGUAACAAAACCACGGCCAGCUGACGGAACACUGAGCUUGUUAGCAGCAGCUAGCCCAGCUGUCUCUCCAGUCGAACUGCCCUUUGUCUUUGCAAGUUAGCUAGCUGGCAUUAUUUCUCCUCUUGGUUAGCUGUCACUGGCUUCUGUAAUUUUCUUUCGCCUGACAAGAGUUAAGCAAACCAAGAUAGGCGGCUUGGGAACCAAGAUGUCGAACCGAGUGGUGUGCAGAGAAGCAAGUCACGCCGGGAGCUGGUACUCUGCUUCGGGAUCCCAGUUGAACGCACAACUAGAAGGCUGGCUGUCCAAAGCAGAGUCCACGAUCAGACCUGCUAGAGCCAUCAUAGCGCCGCAUGCAGGGUAUACCUACUGUGGUGCUUGUGCAGCACAUGCCUACAAGCAGGUUGAUCCCACUGUUACUCGUAGGGUGUUCAUCCUGGGACCUUCACACCAUGUGCCCCUCUCCCGCUGUGCCCUGUCACCUGCAGAGAUCUAUAGAACACCUCUCUAUGACCUGAGAAUCGACCAGAAGGUUUAUGCUGACCUCUGGAAAACUGGGUUGUUUGAGCGGAUGAGUCUGCAGACAGAUGAAGAUGAGCACAGUAUUGAAAUGCACUUGCCUUACACUGCUAAAGCCAUGGAGAGCCACAAAGACGAGUUUAGCAUCGUUCCUGUGCUUGUGGGCGCCCUGAGUGAGUCCAAGGAACAGGAAUAUGGGAAGCUGCUCAGCAAAUACCUGGCAGACCCUUCCAACCUUUUCAUUAUCUCAUCCGACUUCUGCCACUGGGGUCAACGGUUCCGCUACACAUACUAUGAUGAAUCUCAUGGGGAGAUCUACAGGUCUAUCGAGCAUCUUGAUAAAAUGGGGAUGGGCAUUAUAGAACAGCUGGAUCCCAUGUCUUUCACCAACUACUUGAAGAAGUACCGCAACACCAUCUGUGGGCGUCACCCGAUUGGAGUGCUUCUAAAUGCUGUGGCUGAGCUGAGGAAGUCUGGUUUAGAAAUGAACUUCAGUUUCCUGAACUACGCCCAAUCAAGUGAGUGCAGGAACUGGCAGGAUAGCUCCGUGAGUUACGCUGCAGGGGCUCUCAUCGCUCAUUGAGGUCAACUUUCGCCAGCGCCACUGCCCCGCCCUUACUAUCUAUCGCCAUAACCUGACCCAGACACCCUCCCUCUCGCCCCGUCCCCAGUUAUGCCCACUAUUUGCAGAAAGGACCUAGACACUCAAAGCCAAUACAGUCUAAUUUCUCUGUCUCUCCCUCUGCUCUCCUCCGCCUUUCUCCACCCUCCUCUCAGUUUGAAGUGCGUCUCAGUUUUGGUUCAAAUAUUUUAGCUUGAAGUGCAGUUUUGAGAUCAUGUAGGAGCAAAUGGUUGGAGGAGAUAGGAAGAGAGCGUAUUAUUUUGGCUUGGAGUAAGUGUCAGAAGGGGGGGGGGGGAACAGUUUCAUAGGUAAUUACUACCAUUUCUCAACAUUUGUUGUAGUUGCUAACAAAGGGCUGCACCCAACAAAGUUCACUAACCCCCUACUGUACAAAACCAAAAACAUUAUUACCCUGUUUAUUAGCAGUUAUUCUUAUUUUAUUCCUUUUAUUUCUCCCUUUUUUAGUAGUUUUAUUAGAUGUGAUAGUAUUUACUCAAGUAGUGUGUAGAUUUGAACAAAAGCAAUGUCGUCGGUCAAGUUUGAAAGCCAUCAACGUGGUUUGCCCAAUAAAUUAGUGUGUGCAACACUGCUUCCAGAUUCCAAUUCUAUGCCUUUAGCAUUACAGAUGUUUUGUGAGGGCCAGACUCCAGUUGUGCUUCAGAAUUGUAAUCAAAGCUGGAUAUUGUGUAAAUUACUCCCAACACUGACACCUCUAGACGUUGUUUACACUGCCUCCUUCAAUCUCUGUGGUUAUUGAAUUAUCAAUAGAUUGGAGCGACUAGUAGAAAAAUGAUUUUGUUACAUUCAGUUCUGUAACAGCAGCAACGCGUUUGUUUUGGCCUGAAUAAAGUGGUAAAGGCCUAGAUGAUCUGCUUAAAUUGUUGGAACUGUUAUUGAAUCUGUUCACUAGGUAUUAAUUUACAAAUCUUUGUGUUAAUAUGUUUUUAUUUAAGAAUGCCAAAAGUUAUUGGGAAGAUAGAAGUCAUCCUUACUUAAAGGUUUUCUUUCCAGUGUUGUUGCUUUUGGGUGUAUGAGAAUUCACUUCCAAAUGGCUCUCGAGGCAGUAGGAGUAUCAAUUAGACAAGGUUAGCUAAAGCAAGUCAUAGAUGGCCCAAGUUUUAAGAUCAGCACAAAGUGUUAAUGCUCUGCUAGAAGGUUUAAGAAUAUACCCAGAAAAGUGACAGUUGCUCCCUGCUGUAUUUUUGAAAAAACAAACAAACAUGAAUAUUUACUUUAUGAAAUGUCAAGCACGAGGAUCACAAUUAUCAACAAAAGAAAAGGUUUCUUUCCUUUUCAAAGUAAUAUGCUAUGUAGUCCUGCUGCCUGCAAUACUUUUUAACAGAUUAACAAACAAAAAGCUGAUGAUUCAUAAUGGCAGUAUAGUCUUUUAAUGACCGUAAGAUAUAGGCAGCACACAAUGUCUGCUGUCCUGUCGUUUUGGUAUUUGAAUAUCACUGACUGACUUUUACUGAUGCAGUCCUCUUAACAUUGGUCCGUCCCUCUCGGUACCAUAAGAGGCGUCGCACUUAGCAUUAAGCUACAAUGUCUGGUUGGACCAAGUGGGCACAGACUAAGAGAUGAAUCCUCAGACUCACUUAAACUCUGACACUAAUUUUAAGGGAAACUAGUAAAGCAUGACACACUGUGCUAUUGUGCCUUUUAUCACUGUUACACAUAUACAUAUAAAGUGUAUUCUCACUUUUAGUCUUAUUUUAGAAUGUGUACUUUCAGAUUUUGUUUUUCCACAUGCACCCUCCUCCUGGGCGAGUGCCCAACAAUGUAUCCAGCUCACCCGGCACUCCAGGAGUGUGUGACCUGUCCCCCCCCCCCCCCCUCAUCUGUUGGUCUAAAAUGGCACCAACUGUUAUCUCCUUUAUCCAGCAGGGAGUGGUGUUCUCUUUUUUUCCACCUCAUUCCUGUAGAGAGACAAACGGCUGAACCUCAGCACUGUUCAUUUUAUGGAUCUUUGUCUUUCAGAAAUGUUUUUUGUAUUAUUAUUUUUGUCUUGCUUAGAAAAUGGGAACUUACACGUCACAAACCUAAAAUAUACUACUUAACUACUCCCUAAAUGGAGUUUUUUUUAUCUCAGGUUCCACUGACAAAGCAUCCCAAAAGGCUCUUCAGAUAAGGCCUCGGAUUCAUGUUACAAAACAAGUAAAAUGUACUGAAAAGCA